Messenger RNA from Aspergillus terreus NIH2624, 1809 nucleotides. RefSeq names its product putative calcium/calmodulin dependent protein kinase. Lineage: Eukaryota; Fungi; Ascomycota; Eurotiomycetes; Eurotiales; Aspergillaceae. Bases 1 to 1809 code for a protein of 602 amino acids. Gene Ontology annotation, biological process: intracellular signal transduction; protein phosphorylation. Gene Ontology annotation, molecular function: ATP binding; protein serine/threonine kinase activity. The transcript is spliced from 4 exons. The record is from RefSeq and is a predicted model, not a curated record.
AUGAAGAAACUGCAUCAUAACAACCUCGUCUCUUUGAUAGAGGUGCUGGAUGACCCGACAGAGGACUCGCUCUAUAUGGUCAUGGAAAUGUGUAAAAAGGGUGUCGUAAUGAAGGUCGGGCUUGAAGAGCGUGCUGACCCUUACGAGGACGAACUCUGCCGCUGUUGGUUCCGGGAUCUUAUCCUGGGGAUCGAAUAUUUGCACGCCCAAGGGAUCGUUCACCGCGAUAUAAAACCAGAUAAUUGCCUGGUGACAAGUGACGACGUCUUGAAAGUGGUCGACUUUGGAGUGUCUGAGAUGUUCGAGAAGGAUUCGGACAUGUUCACGGCCAAAUCCGCCGGUUCCCCGGCAUUCCUACCGCCCGAGCUGUGUGUCGUAAAGCAUGGAGAUGUUUCAGGGAAGGCGGCCGAUAUCUGGUCCAUGGGUGUUACGCUAUACUGUCUACGCAUCUUCGAGCUGUACGAAGCGAUCAAGAAUGACCCCGUUGUAUGCGAAGGUGAGACCGACGAGAAGUUCAAAGAUCUCAUGUCUCGUAUCCUGGAGAAGGACCCAAACAAGCGCAUUACGAUGGCUGAGCUACGAGAAGAAACACAGGCGCAUCCUUGGGUGACAAGAGAUGGGUUAGACCCUCUGUUACCAGAAAGCGAGAACACAUCAGAUAUUGUUGAGCCCCCAACGGAGGAGGAAAUGAAUUCGGCCAUAACCACGAAUAUUAGCCAUGUGCUAGCGGUGAUGAAAGCUGUGAAGAACUUCAAAAGACUCAUUGAUCCUAACAAAGCCGACCCGCCCAUGCAAAGCAUCCUGGGACAAGAAUAUGAAACCCACUUCGUCCAGCCGCCACAGGAAAUGGAACCAGACGAGAGCUUCUCAACAGCUGAUUUCUCCAUGGCCAACAAGAGCCACAGCCUGAACAUGUAUAACAGAAGAGCCAGGGAGCGGGAUAAUGUUCUCAAGGGGUACCAUGACGUGGCGCGCGAAGGCUUCUCCCAACCGCGGACAGAUGAGCAGUCUCCCGACAGCCCAUCUGCAAUGUACCCGGGGCGCAAAGACUCCGGCUCCAUACACAGCCAGAAAAUCCGAGAAGGCUCCAUGGACGACGUUCAGAAGCCCGCCACGCCUCAUUCGCCGUCUCCCGGCAUCCCGCUCUCCCGAGCAAGCUCCGCGACAACAAAGCGCAGUAUGGAGGGAACGCGCGGCCACGCCCGCGAUCCGCUGGAGGAGGAGUAUCCUUUCCUGUACAUCGGCCCUUCGACCUACACCGGGUCAGCAUCUGCGGAAGCCGAUGCUUCAACUAGCACCAUGGACGUCAUCUACGAUGAACCCGAUACAUUAGCGUCUGACGACUCGCCCGACAUGGAGACUGUCCCCAUCGUCAGCGAGUCGCCUGGCGCUGCCGACUUUGACAUCUACGAGACGGCGUACCGGGAGGAGAUCGAGCGCAUCCGGACGCGCAGUCUACCCCGGCAGGGAACUCUCCCCAAGAUGUAUCUCACCCGUCGAGUCGACGGGAAAGACGACGUGAUGAAACUGGUCGAAGACAAUACCCCCAACGCGGUCCCGGACGUGGGCAGGAAAGUCCCCGUUCCCUCGGUGGACAAUGCCCGUUCCCUAAUUGGCGGCAUAAGCGCUCAAAUGGCACAGCAGCCGGCCCCCGCAGCCACGUCAUCGGCCCAAGUCUCGGAGACGCCCGGAGGAUCCUCGGCGCAGGCGACGACAGAUGCUACCUCCGCCGACGCUUCACCCCCGGAAAGUUCGAAAGCCAGGCUGCGCUCGCUCCUCGGCCGAGUUCGGGGGAGUCGAGGAGCUUGA